Molecule: messenger RNA, 1418 nt
Organism: Moneuplotes crassus
Lineage: Eukaryota; Ciliophora; Spirotrichea; Euplotida; Euplotidae
Source: the annotation of a GenBank genome assembly
GUUAUCUAGAAAUGGAGCAGCCAGAAAAUAAUAAAACGGAAGAGCCUCAAAUUAUAAAACUUGCAGAAGUAGAUGAGGCUGAAGACCAGAGUUCUAGUGGGCAUUCCAGGUCAGAAGACGAUGCUGAAGAAACUUACCCCAGUAUCGAAAAUGGUAAAGUGAAGGUAGACGACAAGUCCCAAGCCGAAGCACCUACUGGUUCAGACCCUGAACAAGAACAGAAAGAAGAGGAAGAAGAGUCUGAACAAGAGGACGAAAAUGAUAACCCUGUUGAAGCUAAAGAUUUCAUGUACUUUAAACGGCAGAAGAAAUUUGAGAAAUUCGUCUCCCAAUUAGGCAAAAAUAAACAAAGUUUUGGAGCACUUGAAGGUUUUAUUGGCGGUGAAGUUUGUGAAGAUGAAAAAGAAGAAACUAAACUGGAAAAGGAAAUAGUUGGAUUUGAUACAAGAUUUCGAUACACUCGGGAAGGCCUUAUGGUCUAUGAUGUAUACUCUCAAAUCACCCUUGAUGCAAGGAGAGAUGAGAACAAAGGAAUCAGUGCUAAGGAGUAUAACUUCUUUUGAAAUUUCUUGCCCUCUAAUUCUCAUGAUGAUGAAGAAAAACAUCAUUGAUAUAGUAAGUUUAAAUCAUACAGUAAUGCUCUUGCUCCUUUUGCAGGACUAGAGUUUGCAACCGAGCUAGAACGUAGAAUAUACGAAUUCUUGCCACCAUUUAAGCGAAAGAAGGAGCAUCCAAAGGUGAAAGAACUUCUAAUUCCAAACACUGAGAACGUUCUUUUCUUUAACAGUGAGUUUGAAAGUGGAAAUCUUGAGAAGGCCAUCAGGAUCUCUGACUUUGAGUACAAUCUGUACCUUGAAUUUGACAAAAACUCCAGAAACCACACUCAAUGGUACUAUUUUGCAUGAAGAAAUGUCAAGAAGGGAAUAACUGUUAAAUUUAACAUCAUUAAUCUAUUGAAGGUCGACUCCUGAUAUAAUGAAGGCAUGAAACCUUGAGUUUACUCUAAGAAAAGAGAAGAAGUAACCAAAGUUGGUUGGCAUAGGAGAGGAUUUGAUAUUUCUUACCGCAGGAAUGCCUCUCGGAAAACCCCUAUCAUCACUAAGGCUAUAGAUGAGAUCAAAAAUGAAGAUAUGAGGACAGAGUUUUACCACAGAAUGAAAGUGUUACAUACCUUGACAUUUUCAUAUACUUUCGAGUACGAAGACGACAUAGUGUUUUUCUCACAUUUCUUCCCUUAUACCUUCACAGACCUAGAAAGAUACCUUGCCAAGAUUAGAUCCGACAUAAGCACUAGGAAAUUCCUAAGGGUCGAUAUUCUUUGAAAGUCAUUAAGUAAUAAUCCCUGAUAUGCAUUGACAAUUACGAACAAGAUAAAGACUUAUCUUGGCAGCCAAGAUGAGGCCAUACUUCUUUAAGAA